This is a messenger RNA of Durusdinium trenchii, 4686 nucleotides long. The record is from the annotation of a GenBank genome assembly. Lineage: Eukaryota; Dinophyceae; Suessiales; Symbiodiniaceae.
AGGUGGCGGCAACCGCUUUCUUCGAGUCCUAGCGCAGUGGAUAGCGUUGAGUCACGCCAAGGACCACGAAAAUUUUCUUGUUGAGCUUGCGAAUCUCGCCACGCAUGAGAACCAGCAAGCAUUUGUUGCAAGCCUUUCCAAAUCAAGAGCAGACCCGCGUGCAUCGCGGCAAGAAGACGCAGCAGCAACAACUUCUGUGUUUGUGUCAAUGUAUGCGCGGGAGAUCUUCCGAGAGCUCUUGCAAAUCGCUCCACAACAGGAGGAUGUUGGAAAUGCGGGAGGUGAUGUGGAGAACAAAGUAAUUGAGACUUCUGAAUUUACGGAGGAGGCCUCCAACUGCCAAGCCGCGUUGGAAGAUGAAGAAGGCGCAGACGUAUACCCUUUUGGCGAGGAAACAGCGUCUGAACGGUUUCCAGUGAACUUGGACCAGAAGAUCCUUCAAGACCUGUGCCGAAAGGUGCGUUCAAAUUCCGAGAGUUUCGAGAAGAUUUUGGAAUUGAUUGGUCGCACCGAAGAAUCAAGAGCCUGGAAAGAUUUGGGUCUCAGCUCUUUUUUUGGAACUUGGGUGGCGCAAAACAGCGGACCCAUCGCAGCUGCUGCAGGGCUUACCACUUCAACUCUGCAUAUGGAGGAAUCGGCCACAGCCUUCUGCCGUUCCGUGGCCUCAGGUGUUUCCCAUGAAUCUAUUGGUCAUGCUGCUUGGAAAAGAUUGACCCUUCAGAGUACGAGGGAACAGUUUGCGCAAUGUUUGACUGAUAAAGAGAUUGAACGCAUCACAGAUGCUGCGUUGGAAUAUGCGAUCCGUCCUGCUGACCGAAAACGAGACGACAAAAGACUGUGGGAACCCUCUGAUGGAGAGGACGCACUUCAGCUCCACCGCGCAGCCGCGUCUGCAGGAUAUUUUCGGCCUCCCCCACAGGAAACAGCCACUGGGCAGGAUAGAACUGAUCUCAUUGACGAGGCGGUGGAAGCAGUAACACAGGCGCCAGUGCUGUUGGAUCUGGCAGAAGCUUUGCGAGAAUGGGAUGUGAUAUAUGGGGCUUUGGGCAUGGGUCUGCCAGAGUUUUUGAGGUCUCGGGAGUGUACCUUGGCUUUGCGGAAGAAGUUGAAGGAUGGAUGCUUGAUGGAGCUCAACCAUGGGACGUUUGUUCGCUUGCCCAUGCCAGAGGAAUGUGAAACUGGUAACAUGGCAGCUGCCAUGAAGGCAGGUGAUGGGCGCGCCCUUACUGCGAUUGUGGUUGCUCGUUUGGUCCGGGAACAGGCUAGAGCGCCAGUUGGACUAAUGACGGAGACGAUCGCAGAUGGUUACCUCUUCAUCGCAAACCCGGAGGAUUUUGUACUGCAGGCAGUUGCAGCUUUGCCGCGACAGGUUGUCAAAGUGGCCAAGCUGGCACUUGACAUCAUUGCAUCAGGGUAUUUACGCUUGGAACGUUCGCGCGUGACACUGGUAGGUGCAGCCUUUAGCCCAGAGAACUCACGGUGCCUUGACGCGCAGAUCGCUUUGAAGAGCUUGGGGCAUCAUUUUGGAAUCGAUGAAUGGAAAGAACGCUCUUGGCAAUCUGUCAAGACUACUGCCAUUGCAGCAACGGGCCCUGCACGACAUUUGACAGAUUUCGAGGAAGCUAUCCCAGAAGAUGCCUUCAAGGACGGCGGGAAGAAGGAAGACCAAAAGGAAGUCAUUGCAGUUGCUUCCUUUCCAAAAGUGGCCGGGGACUUGAAAACCAACGAGGAGCUUUGCUGGCGAAUUGCCGCAAUGAAGAAAGUGGACUACAAUGAUGUGGACUUAGCCAAGCGUGUUUGGGUGAAGGAGCCCGAAGAUGAGGGCAUUCGCGCAUUGCAAUCCACGGUGCAGGGUGCUGUGAAGCGAUUGUCAGAGGAUUUGUACAGUGGCGAGGCUCACUUCUUGUUGGAGUUGCUGCAGAACGUUGAUGACUGUCAGUAUCCUGAAGGUGAGAAGCCGACUCUGCAGCUGACCUACGAAAGCAGGAAAGAUCACUUUGCCGACUUCACCAGCUUCAAAACUUCAUCCAGGGUGAAUGGGCUGCUGGUGGUGGAACACAAUGAAGCUGGCUUCCAGGAGAACAACGUGGUGGCGAUUUGUGACAUUGACAAAUCUACCAAAAAAGCGCGCGAGAAACGCUUCAUUGGUGCAAAAGGCAUUGGCUUCAAAUCAGUAUUCUUGGUGACUGCUACUCCGGUGAUCCAUUCUGGUCGAUUUCAUUUUCACUUUGAUGCCGAUGCCCUGAACGGCUUGGGAUCUUUGUUGCCUUUUCCUUUGACUCCAGUGACUCCAGUAUCGAGACAAACUGGCACUCAAUUGGUCCUCCCAUUGAGCAGUUCCGAAGGACCGCUAAAGAAGCGGGGUCUACGAGCUAGUGAUGUUGCUACCAGAGCUUUGCAAGAUAUGCGGCCAACUCUUCUCCUUUUCCUUCAAAAACUGGAAUGUGUGCAGGCUAUUGACAGAAACAGCGGGAGAACCCGAACCAUGACAAAAGAGGUGCUUGAAGCCGAAGUUGGUGGAGCCCCUUGCCAGGAGAUCAAGCUGAAAUCGGAGGAGCUUUCCGAUGUGCAAGAAGUGAUAGAAGAGCGUUGGUUGGUCUACACUAAGCCAGUGCAGCUUGAAGGCGAAGCAAUCACAGAGCUGAAGCUGGCCUUCCGACUAGACAAGCCUGCAGGUGUGGAGCAAGCCUACGCCUGGUUGCCGCUGCGAUCCUAUGGGUUGCGCUUUCUGAUCCAAGCAGACUGGAGGGUCCCGUCCUCCCGGGAGGCCAUUACAGAGGCAGUUUUCAACCAGAAAAUCCGGGAUCAGGUGCCAAACGCCUAUGGAGAAGCGGCCAAGAUCUUUGCCGCAGCUGCCCUGAAGGCCGCUGGAUUGGAAGAUGCCAACGCAGCAGGAACUGCUUGGAGCCAACUUGAAGAUUGCAUUGAAGCUGCUCGUGACGCACUGGUUCCUCUCUAUACCUCGAUACCGCGACAAGGCGAUGCUACAGACUUUUUCCAAGAGACGGAUGGAAAGAUCCUCCGGGCGGUGAUGGAUGUUGCUGUUGUUCUGGUACGAGUUCCAUGUCCAGGAGCCAAGGAGGGUUCUCAUCUUGGGAGCGACCUUGAGGAUGAGGAUUUGAGCGAGCAGGAGACCCAAUGGCGAUUGGAAUUGGUCACCCCAAGACGUGCUGUGCGUGCAGAACUUCCAGAAGGAGUUCCAGCUAGCUUGUCACAUCUCCAGCAACCCAUUGACAUUUUGCUGGCGCAGGCUGAUCGCUAUGUGGAAGUCGGUGGCAUGCCAGCCCGCGCUGCUGAAGGACUUAGAGUUCCUGUCCUGGACGCCAACAUUGCCCUGGAUUGCUUGAAGGCAAUGGGACGGUUGCACACGCAGAAAGUUGCCGACCAGGGAAGUGCCAGCCUCACUGAUGGAGACAUCGAGGUGUUGCAGCUUUUGCUGUUGAUCGUGGCCAUGGCAGCUACGAAGAAGCGACAAUUGACUGAAGACGUGCGCAAUUUGCAGAUCGUUCCGACAGAUGGUGGCAAGCUGGUGUGUUUGACCGCUGAAGAGGCCAGGGGUUUCAAAGUCUAUGACGUGCCGCCUGACAUGGUGGGCAUUGAAGCCUUGUUGGGCGCUGCUGGGCAGCGCCUCGAUCCUCGCUUGUCUCAAAAGGCUCGACCAGAGGUUCGAGAGUUCCUGGUACAACUGGGAGUUGAACAAGUUGAUGGCUCGGCCUUCUUUACGAACGUGCUCCUGCCUGUGCUGACCCAGAGCGAAGCGAGUGAAGCAGAGAAACUGAUCUUAGCAACAAGGCAGUUCAAAGAUUUGCUUGGCAUUUGCGACCAAGACAGGAAGGACUCCCUCAUUGAAACGCUGAGUGCGAGUGACGCAGGAUGGUGGGUUUUGGCUUCCUCUGGCACAUCCGAGUGCAAGGCUGUCAAGGUGGGUGGAAAAACUCGCGCAGGGCUUCAUGUGAGUCCACUUCCUGGCAAACUUGUAGACAAAGUGGUGGGAGUUGACUGGUUGGCUCCAUCCUCUGCAUAUUAUGGCGAAGAGGCGGCGGAGAGUGAAGAGGCGUCAUCCUGGGAAGCAUUUUGGAUGCUUCUUGGAGCUGCUCCGGUGUUUCAAGUGGAAGAGCUCCAAGAAGACUUUCGCAGUGAGGAGCUGGUGAGGUUGCUAGCUGCCUCAAGCACUCCACAUCUUGCAGGGGAGGUGGUGGCACUUCUGGCGCCUCAUGGUGAAUACUAUUCGCAGUUCCUCUGGAAACCUGGAAGCCAGAAUGAACCAUCUGAAAUUGCACAGCUCCUUUGCAAGCAACCCUGGCUUCCGACCACAAGAGGAGAAGUUGUACCUAUGAAUCUUGCUUGGCUUCCGGAGAAGCAUGAGGAGGUGGAAGAAAGGUUCAACUUUGAUGCCUCUGUCUCUCCAUUCGCGCAGGCGUGGCCCGCUUUGGGUAUCGAAACUUCUCCUUCACCAUCGACUUUGAUUGCCAUUGUGGAGCACCUGCGCUCGCAGGAACAUCUACUACAACUCACGAUUGCAGAGAUGGCCUCGCUGUACGGCAGAAUGGGUAGACAGGACCCUGAAGCAGAUCAAGGUGGUGCAACACUUGUGGCGGGAAGUCUUAUGGACAAGAUCUUUGGACGGAGAAGCCUGGAACGAUUUCUUGAAGAGGAGAAAUGGGUAUUUGUACCGAAUCACCCCAG